Messenger RNA from Amoebophrya sp. A120, 199 nucleotides. The record is from the annotation of a GenBank genome assembly. Lineage: Eukaryota; Dinophyceae; Syndiniales; Amoebophryaceae.
UGAACCUUUCGAUUAUCAAGUUCGAAGUAUCUAUAUAGUUGUAUCGACCCGGCGAAAUAAGCCAGUGCUAGCGCAUCCCGCUAGCAAAGGAAAACAUGAGUGCCGCACGAGGGCCCUCGCAGGACGUCCCUCCGGGGGGUCCACCAAGAACUUCUGCCGAAUUAAGUUGCAGCGAUUUACUGACGCCGUCAGUAUUUUU